Ostreococcus tauri is the source of this 673-nucleotide messenger RNA. Its product is annotated as unnamed product. The transcript has a single exon. Lineage: Eukaryota; Viridiplantae; Chlorophyta; Mamiellophyceae; Mamiellales; Bathycoccaceae. Gene Ontology annotation, molecular function: S-adenosylmethionine-dependent methyltransferase activity. The record is from RefSeq and is a predicted model, not a curated record. The annotation marks the transcript as partial.
GCGCGUGGGUCGCGCGCGCCCGGGCGCGGACGCGGCGGACGACGACGGGGUGCGCCCGUGCACGGGCGGGGCCAGGGAGGAUUUCGAGCGCGCGUUCGGGGCGGAGUACCCGGGCGAGGGACUCGGAACGCAAGGCGACGCGGUGACCAAAGGCGUCGGCGUCGCGGAGAAACAAUCGAGCGGGCUGACGCUGGACAUGGAUUAUCUCUCCGAGCUCAUAGCGAUUCAGGACGAUUGCCCGAAGGAGAUCGGGUUCUUCGGGACGAGGAACAUGGGGUUCAUGCAUCAACAAUUGAUUGAAAUCUUGGCCUACGCGCUGUGCCUGACGGGGAAUCACAUCUACACCUCCGGGGCGACGGGUACGAACGCGGCGGUGAUCCGAGGCGCGCUUCGCGCGGAACAGCCGGAACUCCUCACGGUGGUGCUGCCGCAGAGCUUGGCGAAACAACCGCGUGAGUCGAGGGAGCUCUUGGAGGGGGUGAGGCAGAUCGUCGAGGUUCCCGAAAACGACGACAUGCCGCUCGUCGAAGCGUCGAGGGUGUGCAACGACACCAUCGUGAGCAAGGUGAAACAGAUCAUCGUCUUUGCGUUUCACGAUUCGCGGCUCCUCUUGGAGACGUGCAGAAACGCGAAGUCGAUGCGCAAGCUCGUCACCCUCUUUUAUUUGGACUAG